GGAGAGGGCUGGGCCGCCUCUUGUUGCUGCCGCCAUGUUCCUCCGCGCUGCUCUGCGGGCCGCGGCCUCAGGCUCGGUGAGGCAAAUCCGAUACUUACAUAAAACACCAGCAUGCAGUUCCAGUGGAGGAGCCUUAUUUGUGCACAGAGAUAGUCCUGAGAAUAAUCCAGAUACUCCCUUUGAGUUCACACCUGAAAACAAGAAGCGAAUAGAAGCAAUCAUAAGCAACUACCCAGGGGGACACAAGUCUGCAGCUGUCAUGGCAGUGCUAGAUCUGGCCCAAAGACAGCACGGAUGGCUGCCCAUAUCGGCUAUGAACAAGGUUGCAGAAAUUUUAGAAAUGCCUCCCAUGAGAGUGUAUGAAGUAGCAACCUUCUAUACAAUGUAUAAUCGUAAACCUGUUGGGAAAUACCACAUCCAGGUCUGCACUACCACGCCUUGUAUGCUGCGAGACUCUGAUAGCAUUUUAGAAGCCAUCCAGAAGAAACUUGGUAUUAAAGUUGGGGAAACAACGCCUGAUAAACUCUUCACGUUGAUAGAAGUGGAAUGCUUGGGUGCUUGUGUAAACGCACCAAUGGUACAAAUAAAUGACAACUAUUAUGAAGAUUUGACACCCAAAGAUAUCGAAGACAUAAUUGAUGAGCUAAAGGCUGGGAAAGUUCCCAAACCCGGCCCAAGGAGCGGACGUUUUUCUUGUGAGCCAGCUGGUGGCCUGACAUCACUGACUGAACCACCCAAAGGACCAGGUUUUGGAGUUCGAGCUGACCUCUAAGGAGUUUUGUAAUAUAUGUUAAACUGUCUGGAAAUAAAGUAAUUUUAAUCUCAGUAAAA
Molecule: messenger RNA, 831 nt
Organism: Gallus gallus (chicken)
Lineage: Eukaryota; Metazoa; Chordata; Aves; Galliformes; Phasianidae
Gene: NDUFV2
Product: NADH:ubiquinone oxidoreductase core subunit V2
Exons: 8
Coding region: 35-772 (245 amino acids)
Biological process (GO): mitochondrial electron transport, NADH to ubiquinone
Molecular function (GO): NADH dehydrogenase activity
Source: RefSeq, a predicted model, not a curated record